Messenger RNA from Octodon degus (degu), 2323 nucleotides. RefSeq names its product sushi repeat containing protein, X-linked 2 (gene Srpx2). Lineage: Eukaryota; Metazoa; Chordata; Mammalia; Rodentia; Octodontidae. The record is from RefSeq and is a predicted model, not a curated record. The transcript is spliced from 11 exons. Bases 624 to 2021 code for a protein of 465 amino acids.
CUAAUCCUUCUGUUUCUUCUCUAUCAUGUCCCUAAAACCCUUCUCUUAUGGAGGCCGAGCUAUAGCUUUGGGGAUAAUAUAGCUUUAAGGCAACUUUUGGCAGAUGUGAAAGUAUUAACAUCUGGGCAGUGUUAACAGAAUCCUGGAGGCUGGGACAGACCUGGAGCCACUCGUAGGAAUGUUCAAGUAAAAGAUUUUUUUCCCCGCCUUAUGAGAGGAACAGACAGAAAGGAGAAGGAGAAAGAGAAAAAAAGAGACCAACAAAACCCCAUACCGACAGGUAAGACCUGCAAUUAACUCCUCACACCAUACUACCUUGUUUCACAGCAUUAGAGGAUAAAGAGACUCAGAAAAUGAAUGACGGGGCUGCGAGUUCAAGAGGGGACGAAGCUCUUUUAUGAAAUUGGACCACAUUCUGGUUUUGUUUGUGCCAUUACCAGACUGCAGACGCAGGUUCCCACUACCUUCUCAGCCCACAGCAGAGAGGUAGCUGACUCUGAUCCCAUAUUUCUGCUUCUUUUCACUUUUGGAAAUUCAUAAAUAGCUAACUUUUGAAAGUCAUUUAUUUAUUCUGCUACUUCUAUAGCACUAUUCUUAUUUCCCAAACCCCCCACCCCUCAAGAAUGGCUGGUCAACUAACUCAAGGAAGUGCUCUCUUUCUGCUGCUCUUCCUUAUUCCAACAGUGACGCCAACAUGGUACGCAGGUUCAGGAUACUAUCCAGAUGAAAGCUACAAUGAAGUACAUACAGAAGAUGUUCCACAGGCUCGUCCUCUAGACUACCAAGUCCCUCGGUGGUGUUAUACAUUCUAUAUCCAAGAUGGAGAAGCCACAUGCUACUCACCGAGGGGAAGGAAUUACCACAGCAGUCUAGGCACACGGUGUGAGCUCUCCUGUGACCGUGGCUUUCGAUUGAUUGGACAGAGGUCAGUGCAAUGCCUGCCAAGCCGUCGUUGGUCUGGAACUGCCUACUGCAGACAGAUAAGAUGCCAUGCACUACCAUUUAUCACUAGCGGCACCUACACCUGCACAAAUGGGGUGCUUCUUGACUCCCGCUGUGACUACAGCUGUUCCAGAGGCUUCCACUUAGAAGGUGAUCGCAGCCGAAUCUGCAUGGAAGAUGGACGAUGGAGUGGAGGCGAGCCUAUAUGUGUAGACAUUGAUCCCCCCAAGAUCCGUUGUCCCCAUUCACGUGAGAAGAUGGCAGAGCCAGAGAAACUGACUGCUCGAGUAUACUGGGACCCACCCCUUGUGAAAGAUUCUGCAGAUGGUACCAUCACCAGGGUGAUACUUCGUGGCCCUGAACCUGGUUCUCAAUUUCCUGAAGGAGAGCAUGUGAUUCGUUACACUGCCUAUGACACAGCCUACAACCGGGCCAGCUGCAAGUUCAUUGUGAAAGUACAAGUGAGACGCUGCCCAAUUCUGAAACCGCCUCAGCAUGGUUACCUCUCCUGCACCUCAGCAGGCAACAAUUAUGGUGCCAUCUGUGAGUACCACUGUGAUGGCGGUUAUGAGCGGCAAGGAACUCCUUCCCGAGUCUGCCAGUCCAGCCGCCAGUGGUCAGGAUCACCACCUACCUGUACUCCCAUGAAGAUUAAUGUCAAUGUCAAUUCAGCUGCUGGUCUCCUGGAUCAAUUCUAUGAGAAACGACGACUUCUUAUCAUCUCAGCUCCUGAUCCUUCCAACCGAUACUAUAAAAUGCAGAUCUCUAUGCUGCAGCAAUCUAUCUGUGGACUAGACCUGCGGCAUGUGACCAUUAUUGAGCUGGUGGGACAGCCACCUCAGGAUGUGGGGCGCAUCCGGGAGCAACAGUUGUCAUCCAGCAUCAUCGAAGAACUCAGGCAAUUCCAACACCUUACUCGGUCCUACUUCAACAUGGUACUGAUUGACAAACAGGGUAUUGACCGGGAACGCUACAUGGAACCUGUCACCCCAGAGGAAAUCUUCACAUUCAUCGAUGACUACCUGCUGAGCAACCAAGAGAUGAUCCAGCGCCAGGAGCAAAGAGAUAUGUGCGAGUGAACUGAAGCCAGGGAAUCUCUGAAGUCAAAGGAAAACCUUCUCUAAAGGAGGAAGUGUUUUCCCACUGUUCUAGAGACUACUCUGAAGUGGGCAAGGUCUGCCAACCGGGAUAUUUUUCAGACACUCCCUUCCUGCUGUUUAAUAGCUUCCCUGACUUCUCCAUGGAAGAGGCAAAAGCUAAGUAGGGGCUGAAGACAGGCUCUGCAUAGUGUGUUGGAGGCAGAAACUCUUUCUUUCAUAACCCGGAGCUUUGCCCUGUUCUCCAGUCUUCCACAUAAGUAAAUCCUGAAUUCAUACAUUUA